Molecule: messenger RNA, 8730 nt
Organism: Caenorhabditis briggsae
Lineage: Eukaryota; Metazoa; Nematoda; Chromadorea; Rhabditida; Rhabditidae
Gene: Cbr-ten-1
Product: Protein CBR-TEN-1
Exons: 17
Coding region: 1-8730 (2909 amino acids)
Biological process (GO): motor neuron axon guidance
Molecular function (GO): protein binding
Source: RefSeq, a predicted model, not a curated record
AUGAAUCGGUGUCUAUUAGCAUUCCCAUUGUCAUCUUCUUCAACAUGCCGCGGUGAUUUGGAGCGCGUGGAGGAGGUGUCUUUUCUCGUUCAGACAGUCUUCUUCUUCCUCUCCCGCUGUGUUUGUUUGGCUAAACCCACACAACCGCUACCACAUCCAGAAGAGUGCGGGCAGCCGUGCGUUUCGGGACAGUCACAAAUGUUCCAACACAGGACCACGAAUGCACAAGGCCCUCCGCCAAAUCGUCCUAUGCCAAGGCCUCCAGCCGGAAUGAUGAUGCCAUCUCAUGAACACGAUUACACAAACGAUUAUGAGGAUCCGGAAGAAUUGGCCAGAAGUCGAGGAGAUGGGUUCACCAAUCACUUGCUCAUCAAAACAACACCACCACCUCAGUCGCAUCCGACUAAUUUCAAUUCGUAUGAGAUGUCAAUGUCGCAACAGCGACGUUCGCAACAAAAUCAACAGCAGCCAAUGGCACCGCCACUUUCAGACUGUUGGGGAAGUGGAAUGCAUGAUGGAGGUGUGCUUCACAAAAAUGCCGACGGAGCAUACUAUAUUCCAAGUGGAUCUCUGAGAACGACAUCAUCAACACUUUCUCCCGCAUCAGGACAACGCUGUUUGGACCAAAUUCCAGGGGGAGGUCAGAAUGUAUCAAUUCCCUCUGUUAUUCUUAAUUUCCGAUAUUUGAUUUUGAUUGUUUUUCCGGUGUGCAAGAAUUAUCGAGAAACGGACCAUAUUGUUCUAAUUGAAAUCCGUGUGUGCGGGGGCAGUCACACAUUUGCAGUGCUUUACGCUGCUCAAUUAGCGUCAUUUCGAGGUGCUCUUGUGUAUUCUGAAGACGCUGAGGAGAAGAAGAAGAAAAUCAUAACAUUUGUUCCUUGUAUACAUGCUCGACUCCGAAGGCGUCAAAGCGUAUGUAAUUAUUCUAAUGCGAGAAAAGCUGUGGAACCUCAUUCUUCUGGAGCACCGAACACAACAUAUUCGGAUGCCUCUACCACCUUGUUAAAAUAUCCUCCACCAGUAGGAACUUAUCAGAAUAGAAGAAGGCAGCAAGUGGGCACUAUGAACAAUGGUGACCCGGGAGUCGGUGGACCACCAAUAUCAGCGACAAAAAAGAAGAAAAAGUUUGAUGAGGAAGGAAACAGUUGUUCCAAAUGGCCUUCAAAAUGGAAUCUUUUAUUAGUUGCUGCUCUUCUCGUCGCCCUGUUCAUUAUUUGUAUUUUACUUUGUAAGUUCGAGUUUUUUUUCUUUUUUUUGCAAUUUUACUCCUACUUUUCAGUCCGUGCUCCGAAUUAUGUGUACACUCAACCUGCUCCAUCGUCUGAUUCUAUGUCGUCAGCAUCAUCCGCAGCUGUAAGUCGAUAUCAGGAUCUUGGGCUUCGAGCCCUUCCGCCUGCUAUCAGUCUUGGAGAACGAGUUGAUGUCGAAUUCUUUCCCAAAUCAAUGGCAACUACGGAGCUUACAAUUUCCAAACCAUCACGAAUUCAAUUCAACGCCACCGUCGGAUCAGGAGCUCAACUUGUUCUUUUGAUGUCAGCCGGAGUGCAUCCUAGUCUCAGUCUUCAUGAUGCUCUUUUUCCAAUUCGUUCUGAUCGAAUUCGCGACCCCAAAGGCCCUACCCAUAUCGUUGAAGAGUUUGGUUCUCGUAGUCGUCGAAGCAUUGGGUCUGGAUCUUCACGUCACCGAAGCGUUGAAAUCCUGUCUCCUCGCAGUGCCAUUUUUGAGCAGUUUUUGUUGGAAGGAAGGCACUACCUGACAUUUAUUAAUGAGCGAAGUCGUGUCGAACCCAUCUCGUUUGUAGCAGAAGAAAUUCAACGGCUAACAACACCUCCCAAAACAUCUCCCGGUGUUUCUGGAUCAAAAGAGCACCCGUUGGCAUCUGUUCUUCUGUGCGAAGCAAAUUGCAAUCAGCGUGGUGAAUGCGUCAAUGGAAAAUGUCAUUGUGCUCCUGGAUACACCGGUCGAGCAUGCGAAGAAGCAGUCUGUCCAGUGGUCUGCAGUGGAAACGGAGUCUUCUCGGGUGGCAGCUGUGUAUGUAAAUCUGGAUUCAAAGGAAAGGAAUGUGAAAUGCGUCACAACUGGUGUGAGGUGGCGGACUGUAAUGGCAGAGGACGAUGUGAUACCGAUGGAAAGUGCCGUUGCAAUCCUGGAUGGACUGGAGAAGCGUGUGAACUCCGUGCCUGUCCUCAUGCUUCGUGCAACGAUAGAGGUGUAUGUGUUAAUGGAACUUGUUAUUGUAUGGAUGGAUGGAGAGGCAAUGAUUGCUCAGUUUUCGCCGACGCUGUUGUUCCUCCUCCGCAAGCCCAGUCUCCAGUCAAGAAGUCUUCCGAAGACUCCACCAGAACCCGUAAGAACCCAACAAAAUCAACUGUUUCAACAGAGAAGAAGAAGGAGAGCCGCGAGCUCCAAACAUCAACCAUUUCUCCAGCAGUUCAAGUUUCCCAAUCACAACACAUUUGUUCUUCACAUGGAACUCUUGUCGAUGGAAUUUGUCAAUGCGAACCUGGAUGGAAUACAUUCGAUUGUUCUCAAAGAUCGUGUAGCUGUGUGAAUGGAGACUGUCUUGACGAAGGAUCUUGUCAGUGUUGGAGAGGAUGGAGAGGAGCCAAUUGCACAGAGAAAAAGUGUGCCGUCGGAUGUGAAGAUCAUGGAAAGUGUAAAUCUGAUGGAACAUGUCAAUGCUCGGCUGGCUGGAACGGUGACAAUUGCUACCUAGAUGGAUGUCCAAACCAAUGUUCUGGCAAAGGAGAAUGCGUAAUGGAUCGUCGAUCAUCAGAAUGGUCAUGUCGAUGCCAAGCUGGGUCUACGGGAGUCGAUUGUUCAGUCCCCGUCGAAAUGCACUGUGAUGAUGGGUUGGACAAUGAUUCAGAUGGCCUUAUCGAUUGUGAUGAUCCAGAAUGCUGCUCAUCCCCAUCAUGCUCUUCGGAAUCUGUUUGCUCGACUGCUGCCACACCAACUGAAGUUCUCAUGCGGAUGCCACCAAUAUUCAACGCUAAUUUCGCACAAAGAGUUGGAUUCCUAAUAAUGGAAAAAUCAGUUCAGAGCUAUACGGAUGCUUCGCAGUUCAGUGAAUCUCUCAUCUCUGUUAUUCGUGGACGUGUUACAUGGAGUGGUUUUACUGGAAAUUCAGAAGAUCUUUCGACACAUGCUAACAAGUCUACUGUCUCUCUUGUUGGUGUUCGCAUUUCUGAUUCAGCACACCCUCUUUACGGUUUCACUUUGACGCGAGAAGAUGGUUAUUUUGAUCUGACAGUCAAUGGUGCACGGAGUGUCACUCUUCAGUUUCUACGAACACAAUUCCAAUCUGUUAAGAAAACUGUUUACGUUCCUCCUCGCCAAAUCAUUCACAUUGAUGACAUUAUUCUUCACAGACAAUCUGGGUCAUUUGCUCCUGUUCUUACGACGCCUCCAGCCAGAGCAAAGUGCUCUCCAACUACAAGAAGACUACCGGAAGUUGUGCUUAUUUCAAAUUGGCAGUACACUUCGGAUGGUGUUGAAACCGAAAAAUCGACUGAUUCGUCAAGACUUGUCGUAGAUUCUAGAUCUAUUGUAGAGUCACUUCCAAUCCAAGGAACCGAUGUACGACUGGUUUAUGACUCGGCAAGAUCUCUAGCAGCUCCGUCGACAAUGCUCAUCGGUUUGUUAGACGAUCGAGUUGAUAAGGAGCUUCGGAAGAUCCAUUUGAACAUUCGAUUCGCUGGACGUCGAUUUGAUCACACUUUGGCUCCACGAACCAACCUCACGCAUGUCUUCGCAUGGGAUAAGAAGAACGCUUACCGUCAAAGUGAAUCUGGACUGAUACCAGUGACUGUUCAAGUGGGAUACGAGUAUCAAGGAUGUGAGCGAUCUAGUGAAAGAGUUUGGCAGACAAGAAAGUCUCAUAUGUUGGGAGCAACAUCUAGAAAAAUGCUUGGAGGAAUGUGGACAAUUGAUGCUCAUCAUCAUUUGGAUAUUGUUAACAGUGAGUUUUCGAAAGUAGUUCAUGAGAUCUCAAUUCACACAAUUUCAGAUAUCGUGGAAAUGGGAAAUGGUGGCUACCGGCUAAUCAGCGAAGGCGAGCCGCGUGUCAGUACUUUGGCUGGAAUCGAUGGAAUCAAGCGAGAUGUAGAAUGCAGCAAAUGCGACGGUAGAAUCGAAUCGAUUUCGUUGUUCCGUCCGUCUACUGUAGUUCAUGGACAUGAUGGAAGUCUCAUCAUUGGGGAUCACAAUUUGAUUCGACGAGUUUCCCCUGAUGGUCAGGUGACUACGAUUCUUACCCUGGGAUUGGCUGACACUUCUCAUUCUUACUACAUUGCCGUCUCACCGGUUGAUGGAAGUAUUGCAAUUUCAUUGCCACUCCACAAACAAGUUUGGAAGAUUUCGAGUGUAGAUCCACAAGAUUCUCGAAACAACUAUGAUGUGUUGGCUGGAGAUGGAACCGUUUGUGGGUCAGCUGUAGAUUCCUGUGGAGAUGGAGCUCUUGCUCAAAACGCUCAGCUUAUUUUCCCCAAAGGAAUUGCUUUCGAUAAGAAUGGAAACCUAUAUCUGGCAGACAGUCGUCGUAUUCGUGUUGUCGACACCACAGGACAUAUUAGAUCGAUCGGCGAAACUACACCCGACCAACAUCCCAUCAGAACAUGCGCUCAAAUCACAAAGCUCGUUGAUCUCCAAAUGGAAUGGCCAACUUCUCUUUCUAUCGAUCCAAUCACUGAUUCUGUUUUCGUCCUGGACACAAACGUCGUUUACGAAAUUGACAUUGAACAUGACGUUAUCACAAUUGCUCUUGGAUCCCCAACCACUUGUGAUCUUGCCAAUGCAACAUCAAUGGCUUCAGCUUCGUCUCAUGCUGCUUUCACUCUUGACCAUAGACGUCAUUUGAUUCAAAACGCAAGAGAUAUCAGUGUUGGUUCAGAUGGAUCAAUUUAUGUUGUGGAAUCAGAUGGAAGAAGACUUAAUCAAGUUCGAAAGCUGAGUUCUGAUAGGACAACUUUCUCUAUUCUUAUUGGUGGGAAAAGUCCUUGCUCCUGCGAUGUUGCUGCUUGUGGAUGUGAUGAUUCAGUUACACUUCGUGAAGUUCCUGCUUCUCAAGCUCAUCUGAAUUCUCCUUACGCUGUUUGCGUGGCACCAUCUGGGGACGUCAUCAUUGCGGAUACUGGAAAUUCCAAAAUCAAAAAAGUGUCGGCUCGUCUCGCCAAAUAUGACGGAAGAUCUAGAUCAUACGAAGUUCCGGAUGUAGAACGUCAGGAGAAGUACACCUUCAAUCGUCAUGGACAACACACAUCUACCGUAUCAUUAAUCACUGGACGUACCCUUUUCAACUUCAGUUAUCAAGUUGAUUCUCCAACUGCGAUGAUGUCUGAAAUUCGAUCUGCAUCUGGAGUUGUUCUGAGAGUUUUGAAACGUAACGAUUCUGUUUAUGAUUUGGAGACAACGCUUGGCGAAAGAACUACAUGUACUAUGUCAACAUAUGAUGGUACUCUUGAACAAGUUUCAAAACGAGAUUCUGCGACAUCGAGAGAUGCAACUAAGUUGUCAUACGUCAAAGGACUGCUGUUCUCCAGAAUCGAUGUGGCCACCGCCGUUGGAUUUGAAUAUGAUCAGUACGGUAGAGCAAAUGGAUUGAAACGAGAUGGAGAGCACUGGAGUUUGGGAGAGGAAUUUAUAUCCAUGGGACGAGUGAACACUGAGGUUCUACUGAAUAAUCACCGCUACCAGCAAGUAAGACUGGGCGAUGGAGAUCUAGCUGUUCAUGGAACAAACGGUGCUUCCACUCUUAUCAGUCUUCUUCGAAACGAAGGAUAUUCUUUGACAUCUCCUCAUGGAACCUCUUCACUGUUUGUCAAAAGUUCCACGAUACCGGAUGGAGGUGGUGAGCCCGUGAUAUCUCGUCGAAGAACGACUGUUCCGGCUAUUGGUAAUCCACAACGAAGAGCGUUAACUACUCAAUGGGAUUGGAAGCACGUUGCACGACGUGGUGAUGAUUCGGACAGUAGUCUCGGAAGACGACGAGUGGCGGAGAUCAAUGGAGUGAAUAUGUUCUCCAUGGAUUAUGAUGUGAAAUCGAAUCGUGAUACACUGCGCCUUGGUUCAACUACGGAAGAUGCUCAAUCACUUCUUUUCAUUGACUACACUUCGUCAGGACAGGUGAAACGGAUUUCUGCUCCGGAAGAUUCACAAAUGGCUGAAAUGAAUGUCACCUGGGAUAGCACCGGAAGAAAAUCAGAAGUGACUUGGGGCUCCUGGAAGAUUCGUUUUGCAUUUGACAACUCUAAUCGCCUGACCGAACAUUCCGUGGAUGGAGCGAGAGUUCCGAUCAAAAUGAGUUACGCUGGGGCAUCGAGAAGACCAAAUGAAAUUCAGCAUGAUGGAGCUAAGUGGACAAUCCAAUACGAUAACUAUGAUCGUAUAAAGGAAGUGUUGAGUAAAUCGCAAGAAAGUACAACAUUCUCCGCAAUCGCUCUAGGUGGAGACGAAUGGGUUUUGAAAAGAAGAACAUCACUGAACUCGAAGCCUUCACUCGUUAGAAUUGCUCGAGAUGGGCGUGUUCUAGAAUCGACAACACCAGAUGAGAUGCACCAUUGGCUGGAAAGAAGAGAUUCGGCUACAGGAAGAACAACUGAGAUUUUGAACGACGAAGAAACGACGGUUGUAACAUGCUGGUCUUCAGAAGGUCAACCGAUGUGCUCAAGAAGUCCGGACUUCCACGAAAAUGUCACACUGCAAGGACAUCUUGUGGCUAGAAGAACUGUAACCAUUAUCACUCCAACCUCCUCUGAACCAUCCAUAUCAUCUUCAUUUACUUAUGAAUAUGACGAUAUGCUUCGUGUGACCACAAUCCAACCAGUAAUCGAACAAUCAGUGUUAGAAUCAAUUCAACUGACAUAUGACGAUCGACGAGGGCAUGUGGCAUCCGUCAACGGAUUGACUUGGGCUCGUGACACAACUACAUCUAGAUGCCAAGGACAUGGAAUCAUGUACGAAACAUCGAAAGCUGAUGAACAUCAUCAAGUUGUUGAGCGGAAACUGAUAUUCGGAAGUGCUCGUGCUUCACUGAAAAUUGGAAGAGAUAAGGCUGGUAGAGCUUUCGAAUCAUUAUUGGAAAUCGUUUCAUCCGGUUCUGAACAAAUUCAAAAAAUUACUAGAACUUUCGAUGCUGCCGGAAGAGUUGCCAGUGUAGAGAAAACAGAUCAAGAAUCAACACGAAUUCAAUAUAAUUCUGAUGCACGCGUCGAGAAAAUCAAUGAUCGAAUUGUAGAGUGGAAUCGGGGAGGUGCAUUGAAGACGUUCCAAGAGGUACCAUAUCAAGUUGACUCCAUUGGUUGGGUAGUUCGACGUGGAAACGAUACAACAUUCGGAUAUGAUGGAAAAGGUAGAUUGGUGUCGGCUACGAUUCUGAAACCAACUCAAAUGAAAAUCAAGAUCGUAUAUGACAGAGAAGAUAGAGUCGUUCGGAUUGAUAACGGACGAGAUUCAACUAAUCUCUACUAUGGUUACGUUGAUCAUCCUCGUCUCGUUUCUCAUUUCUCGAAGAACGGAAAAAUUUCAACGAUUUUAUAUGACGACGACUCGAUUCCAUUCGUAAUGAAGUCAGAUGACGGAACUCAUUAUGCACUUCUCACCGAUGAAACAUCCACAGUUCGGGCGAUUAUUGGAGAUUCGAAUGUUGUCAAAAUCGUCGAUCGAUCCGUUUUUGGAGCAAGUCUUUCGACAUCUGCAUCCCAAGUUUUCUUGCCCAUUGGAUAUCUUGGUGGAGUUGAGAUUCCCGAGAUUUCAGUUUCCAUUUUGAAUAACGGCCGCCCGUUGGAUCUGCACAGUGGACGAUAUAUGUCAAUUUCACCCGAUGCUAUUGUACGACUAGAUUUGAAUGAUCAAUGUUCGAAUUCUAUAGACUUGAUGGCUUUGGAAACUGAUAGACAGCCAUUUAAGGUUGAGAAUAUUCCAGAAGGUUUGUUGUUGUUUUCAAUUUUUUUUUUCUUAUCUUUAUGGUUUUCAGACUUCUCCACAUGGUUCUCACUCGCUGGACUUUCAAGCAAUCUAUUGCCGUCUGCCCAUCUUGGUCUUCCUGCUUCUUCUCCAAUUGUUCAUCGUCUUCUAUCUUCCUUCCCUCGCAAGCUCCGCCCACUCACUCACCUGACUACUGUACUUCCAACUAGUCUCGCUUCUGAUAUUCCUGUGAAAUCCACUGAAACUUCCUGGUCAAUCGAUGAUGUUGGAUUUUCAAACUUGCUUAUUCUCAAUGAAAAUGUAGCAACAGAAGAAAUUCAAAUUGAAACGUUGCCAGAUUUGAAGCCGGAAGAACGAGAAGUUAUCACCAAACUGUUUGAUGGAGUCAAAUCGUUGAACUUUGCCUCUUGGGGUUUAGUGCCAACUCGUCAUCUGUGGAGAUCACCUAACUCAAAACUGGAGCUCAGUUCAACCUCGUUCCCACAUUUCACAAUGGCUGUAAACAAAGAAAGUGUGGAAUUGAGAAACGGAAAAUCUAAAAUCGUUGUUCAUUUUGCCGAUAAUAAGCAACAAAUCAUCAAAAGAAUAGUUGACGAGUUGAAAACACGCGAAAAGAUUGCUGUCUGGAGAGCAGAACGAAAAAGGGCGGAAUCUGGAGAGAAAACAUGGCGACAAUGGAGUGAUCGAGAAACUAGAGAACUCAUUUCGAAAGGAUCAGUUUCUGGUUACGAUAUUCAAAUGAAGCCUUCUCAUCAAUCAGGUCUUCUUGCCAGUGUUCAUUCGUGGAAAUUUCAAAAAUCCGGAUAA